GAUGAUUUCAUUAAAGUGAAACCUGAGUGGGUGACUUACAGUAGGAUUCGAGAGGCUACACUUCAAACUUCAAUUUUGUUUCAUGGUUCCGAUGAGUCUCAGAGACUUUGUUCCAUAAUUCCGAUGAGUCUCAGGUUGAGUAUAGGAGUACAAGACUUUACUUAUAUAUGUAUGGGAGUGAAUUAUCGAGAAAUUUGCAUACAGGUUCUCAAAUUCAGAUUCAUCUCAUGGCUUCCCAUCUUGGUCAGAGGAGUGCAACCCUUCCAAUCCAUUUUUUCAAGAUUAUUCUUGAAACUAAUGGUGAAAGGAUAAAAGUACCUAGUAAGUUUACAAGGAAACAUGGGAGUUGUCUGUCAAAUCCAGUGUCUCUUAGUACUCCAGAUUCAAAGAAAUGGAUAGUAUAUUGGACACAAGAGGAUGGUGAGGUUUGGUUCGAUAAGGGUUGGAAAGAGUUUGCUGAAAAUUAUUCCUUGAGUUAUGGAUAUUUUGUGCUGUUCAGAUUCAAAGGAACUUCCCAGAUUGAUGUAAUCAUACUUGACAAAAGUUCUGUAGAAUUAGAUUAUUUUUCUUCUGGGAAAGGACCAGUUAACACCAUGAAUGCAACUCAGAUGGGGCAAGAGGCAAGACCAAUGCCAUUAAUGGUCCCUUCUCAACCUCGUGGGAAAACCCAAAUGUGGAAUGUGGAAAGAGACCCCAAUGUGCAACAAGUGUAUGCAGAUAAGGGUGGUCCUUCCCAUCAAGGGACAAAUGUUCAGAAAAAAACCAAGCAGCAACCGGAUCGGAUGAGUCCUACUCAAGGUGGAACAUGUCUGAAUAGGCCAAGGUCACUAAAAGCUCAGAAAGUAACCAAGAAAUUUAAAUCAAAGCAUCCUUACUUCACGCUUUUGAUAGAACAGUCUAAGUUGGAAGAAAAUGCUACGAAACAUGUGCCAAAGUUUUUGGAUUGUACGAGGGGCCAGGUGGAUGUGAUGUUGCAGAUGGAGAACAGGGUUUGGUGGGUGAAGUUAAUCUGUUGUCGUGAAAAAUAUGAUCUUUUCUCUUCUGGUUGGCCUAAGUUUGCAAAAGAGAGUAAUUUGGAAGAUGGUGACGUUUGUGUCUUUGAGUUGAUUAAUACUGCAAUUCCGCAGCUUCAAGUUCAUGUCUUCAGAAGCUAGAUAUGUCCAUUUGGUUAUUUUAUGUUAUUGUAGUUGUGAGUUGUGGCUUUCUUUUAAUUUCUGAAUUUCUGUCAUUUCAGUUUAAUCAUGUAAUGCUGCUUCUGAUCAAUUUGA
Molecule: messenger RNA, 1268 nt
Organism: Vigna unguiculata (cowpea)
Lineage: Eukaryota; Viridiplantae; Streptophyta; Magnoliopsida; Fabales; Fabaceae
Product: B3 domain-containing transcription factor VRN1-like
Molecular function (GO): DNA binding
Source: RefSeq, a predicted model, not a curated record